AGAGGGCUGUAGUCCAAACCCGCCGUUCGCUGUAUGCUUUGAAAGGAGACUUCUGUUAAGAAAAUAUAUCGUCUGGCAGUGAACUUUGAGCUUUAUCAUUUUGCAGGAUUGUACAGACAAACAGAAACAAAGGAUACAAAUGAAAGGCAGAGGUGACCCACGCACACAUAGAGAGGGAUUUGUCCAUCUGAUCCCGAGGGUUGCUAUUAGUUUGUAAUGAGGAUGAGAGAGGAGAGCAGCUCCAGGGUGAGCCGCAGUGGAAAACCAUCACCAGUGGAUGAUGUCAGAGGAAUCGCGACCACCGAUUGGAGUGGAGAUUCCCGGCGAGUGCCUAUAAAACGGGGAAAGACAACAGCAGGAUCUAGCAAAGGCAGAGAACGUGAGAAAUUCCAGGAACUGCAGAGUGUCCAUCUGUCCGUCCCGUGUGACUGAAACUAAAUCAGAUUAAGGAUGUUGGGCUGUGGAUGUGUGCUGCUCUCAGGUCUGUUAACACUGACCUUGUUCCACUGCAGUACUGAAAGUCUUCAUAUACCCCAGGAAAGACCAGAGUAUGUGGGAACAUCUGGUGUGGAAGAGCGUCGUGUCCAGCGAGGUCAACCUGAGCAGAAGACCCCAGGAACCGUAAACGCAAAACUGCUCCUGUUCGACCAGCUGGUCCGGCUGGAAAACGAUGUGAUUGAGACCAAGAGAAAACGCAGUUUUCCCGGAUCCAACACACCACUCGACCGGCUGUCCAUCAGCACCAUGGAUCCCAAGAGCAACAAGCAGAGGAAGGUUGAGUUGCCACGACGACGAGUUAGCGUUCCAAUCGACCGGAUCGGAGUCGGACGUCUUCCCAGCAGCCGAGGAUAGACUCCGCCUCUGACCACGCCCUUACAAACAGGUCGAUGGGGGAUGUCGCAGGUAGAAGAUAUGCAUGAUAAAGCACACCAGCUAUCACAAAUCACUAACCAUUGAACACAGGCUGCCGCAAAAUUAUCUUACUCGGUGAUUACUUUAACUUUCAACCCUUUGACCACACGAUGUCUGUUUUUACUCCUAAUCAUUUAAUUUUUCCAUUUAAACUUUAUUUAUCCAUUGAAGUGAUGUGUCCGUUCUACGUCCUUUAUGAUGUAAUCAGAGCCAUUUGCCAACCAGAGCAGAAUCUGCUUAUAGCUUUUAUUGCACAUGUCUUUAUUUACUCUAAUGCCCGGCUCUCGCUUUGCUGUAAUGUACUGUAUUGUUGUUUUCUGACUUUG
Molecule: messenger RNA, 1238 nt
Organism: Misgurnus anguillicaudatus (oriental weatherfish)
Lineage: Eukaryota; Metazoa; Chordata; Actinopteri; Cypriniformes; Cobitidae
Gene: ostn
Product: osteocrin
Biological process (GO): hormone-mediated signaling pathway
Molecular function (GO): signaling receptor binding
Source: RefSeq, a predicted model, not a curated record